AUGAAGCUCAUUAUCACUACUACUUUAGUUAUCACCCAUCUGGCCAACCAGAUUCGCGCUCAUGGCUAUAUGUCAAAGCCUCAAGCGUGCUUCAAAAAUGGCUAUAACACCAAGUACAAUGCUCUCAUAACCGAAUCGAUCGACCCAGCGUUUUCGAAUCUCAAAUGGAACGACAACCCCCUGGCUAAUACCGCCACGUUUACCAAAGCGUUUCCGCAAUCAAAGUUUAAGACGAUUAAGGAUAUGAUCGACUCUGUUGUAAAGGACUAUGGCAACACUGAUCUUAGCUGCAAACCCAUCGAAGUGAGUUCGAUGCAAUUCAUGACGUGGCAGAACGAUGAAGAAAAGGUAGGGUUCGUUGCCUCACACCACGGACCUUGCGAGGGUUAUUGCAACGGCAAGCGUCUCUUCACUUCCCAUGACUGCGUUGCUGAUUUUCUUGGUUACCCCGCUAAAAUUCCGGCUGAUUUCAAGUCGUGCGGUAACGGCGAGGGCGAAUUCUGCUUUUUCUGGUUGGCAUUGCACGAACCAAACUGGCAGGCUUAUAAGCAAUGCACCCCGAUUGUCGUCAGUGGCGGCGGUACCAGUAAGACUCCUUCCGUUACUCCUUCCGUUACUCCUUCCGUUACUCCUUCCGGUCCUUCCGGUCCUACCACUGCUCCUAGUACUGCGCCUAAGGGUAAUGACGAUACUUACGGUACAUCCGGUGCUUCCGACAAUGUAGCUGGUGAAGCAGACGUCAUCCCAGCUACGACGGCCUCGUCCUCGCCGGCUGGUGUGGUUGUUCCUGCGGCCAUGAAGGAAGAUUCGGCUGCACCGCCUACCGCGAAAUGCAAGUCACGUCAACAUCGGUAG
Molecule: messenger RNA, 855 nt
Organism: Peronospora belbahrii
Lineage: Eukaryota; Oomycota; Peronosporomycetes; Peronosporales; Peronosporaceae
Source: the annotation of a GenBank genome assembly